Molecule: messenger RNA, 2094 nt
Organism: Malus domestica (apple)
Lineage: Eukaryota; Viridiplantae; Streptophyta; Magnoliopsida; Rosales; Rosaceae
Source: RefSeq, a predicted model, not a curated record
UGGUUUACUACGUUGCAAAAGUGUUAGUGCUUCAACCGAGAAGAAGAAGAAGCUUUCAGUCUUCAGAAAUUCAGAGAAGAGAAACGGAAGGGGAAGAGUGAAGGAAAAGCAAAUCAAAAGAUGGGAGAAACUGCUCCGCCUCCUCCUCCACAGGUGGUUGCUCCGCCGUCUCAGAUGCCUCUUGGGGCGGCGAGGGGUCCUACUUGGACUCCAGCUGAGCAGCUCCACCAGCUUCAGUAUUGCAUCCACUCCAACCCCUCUUGGCCGGAAGCAUUCGCACUCGCUUUUCAGCACUAUAUUGUGAUGCUUGGAUCCAUAGUUAUAAUUGCCAGUAGUCUCGUGCCUCAGAUGGGUGGGGAUCAUGGUGAUAAAGCCCGCGUGAUUCAGACGAUGCUGUUUAUGUCAGCAAUAAACACUUUGAUUCAAACAUUCCUUGGAACAAGGCUUCCAACGGUGAUGACUGCGUCAUUUGCUUUUACUCUGCCGGUGUUGUCAAUCAUCAAUGAUUACUCUGAUCGGAAUUUUAGAAGUGAACAUGAGAGGUUUGAGGUCACAAUGAGAACGAUUCAGGGAUCUCUUAUUGUAUCUUCCUUCCUCAACAUCUUCAUUGGGUUUAGUAAGGCAUGGGGGAACUUCACAAGAUUUUUUAGUCCAAUCGUCAUUGUGCCAGUGGUUUGUGUAGUCGGUCUUGGUCUUUUCGCACGUGGCUUUCCACUUCUUGCUAACUGUGUGGAGAUUGGUCUGCCUAUGCUGAUCCUGCUCGUCAUUACUCAACAGUAUUUGAGGCGCGCUCUUCCUAGAGCCCAUCACAUACUUGAGAGGUUUGCUUUGCUUCUAUGCAUUGCGCUUGUAUGGUCAUUUGCUGCUGUCCUCACUGAGGCUGGUGCUUAUAACAAUGCUAAACAGCAGACUAAACAAAGUUGCCGUACAGAUCGCUCUUUCCUUAUAUCAUCUGCUCCUUGGAUUAAAUUCCCAUACCCGUUUCAGUGGGGUGCACCCAUUUUCCGAGCAAGCCAUGUAUUUGGGAUGAUGGGAGCAGCCAUUGUUACAUCUGCGGAGUCAACUGGAACAUAUUUUGCAGCAGCGCGGCUUUCAGGUGCUACACCCCCUCCAGCAAGUGUAGUGAGCCAGAGUAUUGGCCUGCAGGGUGUUGGCAUGCUGCUUGAAGGAAUUUUUGGCGCUGCUGUUGGUACCACUGCAUCCGUUGAAAAUGUUGGCCUGCUUGGAUUGACACACAUAGGGAGCAGGAGAGUGGUGCAGAUUUCAACUGGUUUCAUGUUCUUCUUCGCUAUAUUUGGGAAGUUUGGCGCUUUCUUUGCAUCGAUUCCUUUGCCGAUAUUUGCUGCCAUGUACUGUGUUUUAUUUGGAAUUGUCGCUGCUGUUGGGAUCACAUUCAUUCAGUUUGCAAAUAAUAAUUCCUUGAGAAACAUCUAUGUUUUGGGUCUUUCCCUGUUUCUUGGGAUUUCAAUACCUCAAUAUUUUGUCUCGAACACCAGCCCGAAUGGUGUCGGGCCAGUUAAAACAGACGGUGGAUGGUUUGAUAACAUAUUGAACACCAUCUUCUCAUCGAGCCCGACAGUGGCGAUAAUCGUGGGGACGCUGCUGGAUAACACGCUUGACGCGAAGUAUGCCGUUGACGACAGAGGACUUGCAUGGUGGCGUCCCUUCCAGAGCAGGAAAGGAGAUGCUAGAAAUGAGGAAUUUUAUAGUCUACCUGUUAGGAUACGGGAGUACAUCCCUACCAGAUUUCUCUAUUAAGUACAACAGAACAUGUUCAUAAACUAUGAGCAGGUCUAAUUUCUUGUUCUUUUAACUGUUUAUGUACAUGAUGCGAGGGUUUGUUAUUAAUACAUAUAGAACUAUGUAUCCUAGAAGCCCAAAGGACAUGAAAAACAGACUCAACAACAAAAACCCUUGAUAAAAGGCCAUUGCCUCUUCCCUUUGCCCCAUGGUUGUUAAUAUGGUUGGAAGGGAAGAAAAAUGAAAAGGGCAAUUCCACUUUGAGGGGGAACCCCUAAACUUCAGCAAGGCUCCCUAAUUAUGUCACAUACGCAGUGGGUUGUGUUGUAUCAAAAUAAAGUGUUUUAAGAAUGA